Cinara cedri is the source of this 8670-nucleotide messenger RNA. Lineage: Eukaryota; Metazoa; Arthropoda; Insecta; Hemiptera; Aphididae. The record is from the annotation of a GenBank genome assembly.
AAUGCUACAGUCUUGUGUAUUAGUUACUGCCGGCGUGACAAUUCGCUGUAACGACGUCGAUCAGACCGCGGAUAUCCACUUCGGGAUCGCGGUACUCCUAAUACUGACGUCCUGACCUAAUCCCGUUUUGUCUCGUCGCACACCAUCAUGGAACAGUUGAAUUGGAUGGCCGAAUACGCUGCGUUCGCCGUCAUGCUCAGCAUGUCUGUGUUCGUGGGGCUGUACUACGGGUGCGUGGACGGCAAACAAAACACAAUCAACGAAUACUUACUGGGCGGCAAACACAUGGCCGUGUUUCCCAUUACCAUGUCGAUGAUCUCUAGGUAGGUACAGUGAAUCGUGAAUUUACCGUGGCCGAGUAUCAUAGUUAUUACUAUGAUAAAGUGCUAUAAAUAUAAUGCGCUACAAAGAAAACCUACAGAGACCUCGUUGUAAUGUGCAUUAUAUUUAAAGAAAAAAUAAACCAAAUGAUAUAUUUUAAAUAAGCUGCAUAUGUCCAAAACAAAUGAAACUAUUGAAAUUGUAUUCGAUUUUGUCGGCAAGUUAAAAUAUUCGUUCUUAAAUCAUUAUUAUUUCAAUGUUUAAAUUAUUCACAAAUGUUUGUCAUUACUUUUAAUUAAUUUUUUGAGAUAUUUUUUUUUACAAUUUUCUUUGUUUAAGAUAAUUACAUUUUACUAAUUACUAAUUUAUCAACUACUAUCUAUGAAAAUCUAAUAUUUAAUGAUAACUGUUGCAGUGGUGGAUAUAAGGUAGGACUGACAGGACUAUUACCCCCCCUUGUGCCAUCUUUUAUUUAUGUAGUAUGUAAUUAUAUAUACAUAAUAUCUUAUAUUCUAUAAUUGUUUACAUUGACUCUAGCUUUACUAUUGCUACAUAAUAGUGUAAAUAAUUCUAAUGACAAUAAUAAUAAUAAUUUUUUUGUCCGUGACAACCACAUUAUCAUUCAUAUCACCAAAGUAACCCAUAGAUAAACAAAAAUAAAUAAAUAAACAAUUAUAAGAUAUUCGUACCAAAAAUACUUAGAAAUCUAAUUAUUACAAUUUUCGUAGAGAUCUCUAAUUUUUCUGAAAAUAAAUACAGCCCUCGUUAUUCGCUGAAAAUGUAGCUUUUUAUAGGUGAAAUAAGUUUUAAAUUUGAUUAAGCAGUUUUUGUGCUUAAUGCUUAUUCAUUACGAACAUAAAAACUAAUCUUUUCUCUUUAUCUUACGGAUAUUAUAAAUAUGAAAGUUCGUGAGGAUGUAUGGAUGGAUGGAUGUUUGUAACUCUUUCACGCGAAAACUACUGAAUGGAUUUUGAUGAAUUCUGGUUUAGAGAUGGACCUUGGAAAAACACAUAAGCUACUUUUUAUCGCGAAAAUAAAACUUGAAGGAGUUGAAAUAGGAGAUGAAAGGUUUUUGUGUAUUUUUGGUACAAAAAUUAAAUUAUUUUUGUUGAAUUAUGGAUUACCAUAUUACCAUAGUAACACGGAUGAAAUGAAAAAAUAAUAAUAAUAAACAGAAAUAAAAAUGCCAUAACAUUUAUAAUAAUUUAAAGUAAAGAUUCUAACUGACUGAAUGAAAUGAAUGAAAUGAAAAAUAAAAAACUCUGUGCUGUACGCAUAUACUGGGUGGGUAAGUGAAAAGUGAAAACACGUAAAACGUCAUCCUUGAAUUUUUGUAUUUUUUGGUACAGUAACAACACAACAGUACUAUAAUAUGUCCUCAUAGUUUUAGUUUCUAUAACGGAUAUAUAGAAAAAUAAGAAAAUGUAUGAUAAACUAGAACACUUUUAGUCCGUGGAAUACCCGCAUUACACCUUUUUUUGUUUUAGUUCAAUAUACUAAUACGGACAAAGUUAUACUAAAUAUACUUAAUAUACUAAAACGAAAUAAAGGUUAAUAGAAUAAAAAAUCAGUGCGGGAAAUGCCGGGCACGGAACAGCUAGUAAUAUUGUAAAUUAUGUAUUAUUUUUUCUAAAAAAAUAAAAUCGGACUCCUCCUCGAAGAACCUCUGGUUCCAUCACUGAAUUGUGGUUAAAAUUGUUUGUGUACAGUAUAUUUUUAUUUACCUAUUUAAUUAUUAGACUAUUAAACUAUUAAAUAUCCAAUUGUAUACGUACAUUUCCCCAGUCCCCCCCGCCUUAAACAAAAUAUUUUAUUUAUGUUUUGUAUUAUACCAAAUUUAAACCAUAUUGAUUAUAAUGAUUAUAUUAUUAUGUUAUGCUUUCAUUAAACGUUUUCAUCAAUAUAUUAAUUAUUUAUGAGUUAUGACACACAUUUAAAUUCAUAUUAAUAUUAUUCAUUUGUUUGGUAUCUUUAUUAUAUUACUUAAUUUUAAUUAUUAUACAUUCACACACAUUUUAUUUGUUUAAUAUUAAAUGAAUAAUAUCAAUGUUAAUAUUUAAAAAAAACAAUUAAAGGGUUCUGAAAACUUUUAGGCCGUCAGUAAACUUAGAAUAGUGGGCCGAACCCCUUCGAACCCACCCCUGAUAACAAUAUUGUGAUUUGUCGACUCAAUGGCCACUAAAAGAUUUAUUAAACAACAAAUAAUAUCGUCCUCCCUUUUUUCGAAAUCGCCAUUUUUUUUUUUUCAUUCCAAUAUUUAAUCAGUAUGUAUUUGUGUGUCCAUCCCCCGAAUUUGUACGGCAAUUUUUGUUGUAGUAAAUCAGUUUUUUACAGGGGGGAGGCUAGCGAAAUGCAUAUUAAAUAAUAAUAAUAAUCAUAAUAUGACAAAAUAUACAUAAGACUAACAUUAUAAUAAUAUAAUCUCGAAACGAAUAUUUUCACGCUGGUUAAGAAUCUAGUGAUAGUGUACAGGUAUAUAAUAUCUAUCGCAAAAAAAAUUACCGUUUAAAUAUAUUUUAUCUUUCAAUAACUAUUUUUCUUGGUUCUAGACAAAUAUUUAUUAUAUAAUCUAGAGCAGUAGUUCUCAAUCUUUUUUGAUUCGUGUCACCUUUAAUUACGAUAAUUGAACACUUCGCUGUCCUACUACCAAAAUAUGUAUAAUGUAUUAAAAUAAUUGGUUUUAAAAGAUUUAAAUUAUUGAUUUUAGAAAGAAAUGAUGAUUUUUUGUUUUAUAAAAGUUUCUAGUAAAAAAAAAAACCCAAUCAAACCAUUAUAUAUAGGGGGGGGGGUGACCGUAAAAAUAUGGGUAAUUAAAGACCCAUAUCUAUGUUAACAAAUUUUUCAAAAAUUGUUGAAAAAAUCAUUAAGUCAAGAAUCAUUUCGUAUCUAGAAAAAAACGAACUAUUAUCAAAAAACCAAUAUGGUUUCAGACCGGGUUUAGGUACGGAGAAUGCAUUAUAUGCGUUACCACAAUUUAUAUAUAAAGAAAUAGACAAUGGAUAAUAAAGGUUUAGCUGUCUUCUUAGAUCUAGCAAAGGCUUUUGACUCCAUACAUCAUGAUAUUCUUUUUAAAAUUCUACCUACUUUCGGAAUAAAUAAUCGCAAUCUACUUUGAUUUAAGAGCUAUCUAUCUUGUAAAAAACAAAAAGUAAAAUUAAAUGAUAAUACAAGUGAUGAAAGCUUUAUAAAAUAUGAUGUCCCUCUGGGUUGUGUGCUAGGGCUAGUUUUAUUUAUAGUAUACAUAGAUGCGGUUUGUAAAUUAAAAAUUGAUAAAAAAAUAGUAACGUAUGCUGAUGAUACCUGCCAAUUAUCCACAGAUAAUUCUUGGGAUAAUGUAUACCUUAAAGCUACGGAAGGUUUAAACCUAACGUAUAAAUAUUUAAAUAAAAUACGCUUGACUAUAAAUUAUCAUAAAAUUAUGUACCUAUAUGAAUUUUUCAAUAAAUAAAUGCAGUACCUACGAGUUUCCAUUAAUAAUUCAUAAUUAUAACAUCUCUACGAAAUGUAAUCCUCUAACUUAUUUACAAAUAAAAAAUACAUCAAAAAUUCGUUAUCUAGGUAUAAUUUUGGAUAAUAACUUAAGAUGGAACCUACUUAUCAACAAUUUAGUUUGUAAGCUACGUGCAAUAAUAUGUGAAUUAAUUAAACAAAUUCGAUAAUGUUGUUAUUUAUUUAUUUUAGUCAUAUAUCCGGUAUAACGCUACUCGGAGUACCGUCCGAGGUCUACAGCCACGGGACGCAGUAUUUGGUCAUGGCUCUAAUUAAUGUGUUUGUCAUCACCAUAACUAUUCAUAUAUAUUUGCCUGUGUUCUACGAACUUCAAAUCACAUCCGUUUUCGAGGUACCUAAUGUUAUUUUUUCUGCUUCUGACUUUUACUACUCUCUAACAGUUUUCACUAUCAAAACAUCAUCACGCUGUUUAUCCCAGUCUCAGAUUAAGUGUCUCCAGUAUUUCAUUUCCAGAUUUCUUAAAUCGUUUUCGAUAACAUCGAUCCUUUACCAUUAGUUUACCGUGAAGUACCUUUUCCUCAGACUUCAAUACUUCUCAACGUUGUUAUCUUCUCUUAUCUUACUAUUCAGCCUAGUACGGUCAUACGGUCUAGCCGAUGUAGCCAAAUGUAUACCAUGUCAUACACGCUCUAUACUCAUAUAUGUUAUUUUAAUAAUAGGUACAUAAUUUAGGACAAUCGAUUCUUUGAUAUUAUUACGUAUAAUUUGUAUAUUUUAAAUUGUAUAGUAUUUGGAACAUCGAUUCGGUACCAACAUCCGAGUAUUGACGUCGAUGAUAUUCGCUUUGUCCCAAAUACUAAUACUACCAGUAGUGAUUUACAUACCGGCGUUGGCGUUCAAUCAAGGUAAAUCUAUAUACAAAUUUAUCUUACCUAUACACACAAAACUUAAAGUUACUUUAGCUGGUAGAAAAAAAAAAUUGACUUAAAAAUGAUUUCUUAUUUUGUGUGGUAUACUGCAGUUACAGGACUCGACAUACAUCUAAUGACCAUCGUCAUGUGCAUCAUAUGUAUAUUUUACACAACGGUCGUGAGUAUGAUUAAUACUUCAAAUAAAUCAAUAAUAAUAUUUUAAUUGAUUUUAAUUUUAUUUAUUAUACUUUUGUUCAUUAAACAGGGUGGAUUAAAAGCGGUAGUGUGGACCGACGCUAUUCAAAGUGUUUUCACUACAGUUUCGCUUAUCUUCGUAACCGUAUUGGGAUUGAUAGAGAUCGGUGGGAUUGGUAACACGAUUAGAGAUAACCGAGAAAACGGCCGACUAGAAUUCUUCAAGUAAAUGCAUUUAAUAUGUUCAGAGUUACUUAUUAAAUAGUAACUUAAGUAAAAAAGUAACUCAUUUUGUUAAGGGAUUAAAAUUCUAAAAACUGGUUUAAAUUUGUUUUCCCUGUUGAAAACUUUAAACUGACAGCAAUGGAGAAUCUAUUUGAACGUUACUAUUUCGAAACUAACACAAUCUAUUUAUUUAUUUAACUUAAGCUAACCCUAGUGUCUCAGGAAAAAUGUGAAAAAAUGGAGGUCUUUUGUCUAGUAGAAUGACAAAUUAAUUUUCCCACAAAAACUGUGUUUAUCGGAAAGUAAUUUUUUUAAAUGAAACUUUUACUUACUUAAAUUUUGAUUCCUAUUAUUUUUAACUGCAGAAAACUCUCGUACAUUUGGUAUAAUGUUUUAGGAUGGAUCCUAACCCGUUUUUGAGAAACACGUUUUGGACCGUCGGUCUGGGCACGAUAUUCGGUUGGGUCACACAACUCAGCAUUCAUCCCGGAAUUGUUCAACGGUUCAUAUCAUUGCCCACGUACAAGAAAGCCCGAAAUUCGCUCAUUUACUUUUUAUUCGGCGUUGGGGUAGUGAUCACGUUGACCGGUAUCAUUGGAAUGAUAAUCUAUUCGAAGUACAAAGACUGCGAUCCCGUCAUGGCGAAUGUAAAUCCAUAAUUUACGUAUCUAAUACAUUUUAAACUCGCAUUACACAGUAUACAUGGAUAUUUUUGGACGGAAACCAACUUCAGCUAAACCGGUUGAAACGGGUUAAUAAACGGUUUUAGCGAUUUAUUUUAACUAUAUCCAGAGCGAGAGCGAUAAAACAAAAUACCGAUUUUCAAAUCCUAGAUUAAAGCCGAAGAUUAUUUGAACGGUAGAACCAAAACUGAAACAUUUUUUUUUUCUAUUGUGGUUAAUCGUUUAUAUUAAACAAUUAAUUAUUCUUAUUUUAUUUUAUGACUAUCUAAACAUAAAAUGAGCGUCGAUAUUACUAUAUAAUUCUGUGUAUAACAUAUAUUAAUUGAAUUCCACUUAAAAUAUUUUGUUAUAUUUAUAUACUGUAUAGUACAUUACGCACAUGUAUCUUUUCGUGAUUUCGUCCCUGCAGGUAUUAGACAUGUAUACCAUUGAUUGAUCGAUUAUAUUUUAUAGUAUAUUCAAAGCGAUAGGAACAUACUUCCGUAUUAUAUUAUGGACGUGGCAGCGAAUUAUCCCGGGCUCACCGGUCUUUUCAUUUCCGGUAUUGUAAGCGCUGCCCUCAGGUAUAUAAGAAUAUAUAUAUAUUUUUAUUUUUAUGUUCCGUCCAAUAUGGUGCGCAUUCGUUUUCCAGCACAAUGUCUGCACAACUGAACACCUUGUCCGGCACGAUAUACGAGGAUUUUGUCGUGAAAAUGAUGUCUGUAAAAGUUUCGGAAUUAACCGCGAGCAUUAUCAUGAAAUGCACGGUCGUAAUAAUCGGAUUCCUGUGCGUGGGUUUAGUGUUGGUGGUCGAAAAACUAUCGGGAAUCGUACAGGUAAAACAAUUUUAUACCUAUCCUAUAAAACUGUAUAGUAUAUAAGAUGCCGAGCGUAGCGCACAAGCUAUAGGUAUUUUUUUCUCAAAAAACCCUUUUCGGUUGGUAAAAAUCCUCAAUCCUAAAAAAAAGAUUUUCCAGUCUGUAGUACUUUAUUCGAUACAUUUUUCGAAAUCACAAACAAUUCACCCCGACUACAUUAACUCUCGGAAUUGUUUCUUGUUUACAAUCGUGAUUUAUUGUUGUUUACAAUAGAAUUGUCGUCAAAUCUUUCUCGUCUUUUAAAAAUUCCUACCAAAAUAAGUGACUUAUCCAGAGUGUGAAGUAUUUUGGCUUUUUUUUUUUUAGUUUGUAUAAUAUAUGUAUCAUUUAUUUAUCUAUAUAGAUGGCGAUAAGUGUAUGUGGCAUAACGAAUGGUGCUAUAUUGAGCGUGUUCACGCUGGGAAUAUGUUUUCCCCGGGCAAAUUCUAGGGUAAUAUGAAUUCUUGAUUUUACGUUUCCAAUAUUACAAAAUUUACCUGCAUAAUUUACGUAACUCAUUUUUAUAUAGGGAGCUAUAUGCGGAAUGAUGGCCAGUCUAGGGAUAAUGACUUGGAUUAUUGGUGGAGCUCAGUUGGCCAUCAUCAACGACGAAAUGAUAUUCACACAAAAAGACGUUUCGAUCGCUGGAUGUCCGGCCAAUACGACAUUCAAAAAUCAAACCGAUUAUUCCGGGUAAGUACCGGGUAAGGACGAUACGGUAUUUCAGUGUUUGAUACUCGUCGUCUUGCUAUCUUAUUCUGCUGUGAACCAGUUAAAUUAUUAAAACUCUGUAUACAAAUAAAGAAAACAACUUGUCAUAUAAACAUUUUUGAAGCAUUUCUUACAGACACCAAAGCGUAGGGAGAGCUAUAAGAACCAUAAAAUCAGGAACGUUCUGGAAAAAUACUACUGGUUACGUUACGUUAUUAUUAAUAAUAGUAUUAUUGUAAUAUGUUUAUGAUCGAUAGUAAUUUUUAUAUAUAUUUUGCUAUGAUAAUAAUAAUAUCUAUGUUAUGUGAUAAACUUGUAUAACAUGAAAAAAGAAAAAAUUCCGAUGGAAAAUUCGGGAAGUACGCAAAAUAAUUGUGAAGGGUAAAUGAUUUGGAUCCAGGGGAUUGGGUGCAGGAGACAUACAUGCGAUGUAUCAGUGAAAGUAUUGGAGGUCAUUGUUUUAGGAACGGUAAGAAAUCUUAAGAAGAUUUGGAAACUAUAGGUUUUUACUUGAUUUCGGGAUUUUACAUUUCGUAAUAUUACGUUCCAAACUUUUAAUAUUUCGUACUUUUGCGUUCCAAAAAUUCAAAAUCCGGAAUAUUACAUUUCUGGAUUUUAUCAUUUUGGAUAACAAUAUUCUGAAUAUGUUGACCUACCCUCAAGAGCAGUAAUCUAAUUUUUUUUUUUUUUUUAUGCGUUUCGUCAUUAUAGGAACAAAAUAAAUAUAAUAUUUCUUAUAUACUCUAUGUAUAAAACGAUACAUAUUUGAUAUUUUUUGUAGACAUUUGAUUAAAAUACUCUAUUUAAUGACUUACAGUUUAUUCAGCUACAAACUUGUAAUAUAAAAUGCUAGUUUUCUUGAUUCGGUAUAUUUGACGAGACUUUAUAUAAUAUAUUAUAAUACUCUACCUUUAAUUUUAAGGUUAUAUCUUAUGAACGAAGACGUUUACGUGAGUCCAAACGUUUGGAAAAUCCAUACGGUUUCGUACAUGCACUACAAUACCGUGGGCACACUAGUUGGCAUAGGGGUCGGACUGCUUGUCAGUUAUUUGUUUCCGACGGACCAAAAAGUCGACCUCAAAUUGUUGGCACCCUGUAUACGAAGAUUUAUGUAUCACGACAGUCCCAAUCCCGAGUGUUGUAGUAUGAAAGAGGUAAAACCAGCGAGCACCAUCAACACGGACGAAAAAUACGUACAUACUCAUGACACUAAAUUAUGACUGCUGUACUAAUUUUUUAUUAUUAUUAUUUUUUUGCUCAAGUUAAUUUUUUUAAAUACUUAAAUACUUAGGAUUUUUGUUAUUUUAUGUAAUGAUAAAUAAAUUAUUUUUUAUAAAA